AUGUGGCUCCUCGACACCAGCACAAUCACUCUGCACCUCAUCCUCAGCACCCCAACCCCACCAUACGCAAUCCUCUCUCACACUUGGGGUUCCUCAGAAGUCACGGUCCAAGACCUACAGUGCACCCCACCAAGAAAUCAACAUCUCUCCGGCUACAAAAAGAUCCUAGACUGCUGUGCACAGGCACGACAGGACGGUGUUGCCUGGGUUUGGAUCGACACCUGCUGCAUUGACAAGACAAACAGCGCUGAGCUGUCCGAGGCGAUAAAUUCGAUGUUUGAAUGGUAUCGUAAUGCAGUGCAAUGUUAUGCGUAUUUAUCGGACACUGAGACCGUGGAUGAGGUCGUAAAAAGCAGGUGGUUCACGCGAGGCUGGACACUACAAGAGUUGCUCGCUCCACUGUCUGUCAUCUUCUUUAACAAAGAUUGGGAAGAACUUGGGACAAAAGCCAGUCUUGCGGAAGAGAUUUCCACUAUUACUGGUAUCCCGAGGGUUGUAUUGCUGACAAACUCGAAAGGAGAGUUCAGCGUUGCGCAGAUAAUGAGCUGGGCUGCGAAGCGGGAGACGACGAGAGAGGAGGAUAUGGCAUACUCGCUGCUUGGAUUGUUUGGUGUUAAUAUGCCUAUGAUCUACGGGGAGGGGAAAAAGGCUUUCCGACGCUUGCAGUUGGAAAUUAUGAGAGCGAGUGAAGAUCAUAGUAUCUUUGCGUGGGUAGGGGCUGGACAGGAGCGUGGCCCGCUGGCACUCCAUCCGUCUGAAUUUGAGCACUCAGGUACUGUGCAGUGCAUUGCUGCAGAAAAGAACACAGAGGAGUAUACAAUGACGAACAGGGGAGUGAGGAUUAAGUUCCGUCUCACA
This is a messenger RNA of Hyaloscypha bicolor E, 858 nucleotides long. RefSeq names its product HET-domain-containing protein. NCBI's taxonomy places the organism in Eukaryota, Fungi, Ascomycota, Leotiomycetes, Helotiales, Hyaloscyphaceae. The record is from RefSeq and is a predicted model, not a curated record. The annotation marks the transcript as partial. The transcript has a single exon.